This is a messenger RNA of Lemur catta (Ring-tailed lemur), 2921 nucleotides long. RefSeq names its product tyrosine 3-monooxygenase/tryptophan 5-monooxygenase activation protein zeta (gene YWHAZ). The record is from RefSeq and is a predicted model, not a curated record. Gene Ontology annotation, cellular component: cytoplasm. The coding region runs from base 61 to 798 and encodes 245 amino acids. Gene Ontology annotation, biological process: signal transduction. The transcript has 6 exons. Lineage: Eukaryota; Metazoa; Chordata; Mammalia; Primates; Lemuridae.
GCCCCCGUCCAUCCGUCCGUCCGCCCGCCGCCACCCACUCCGGACACAGAACAUCCAGUCAUGGAUAAAAAUGAGCUGGUUCAGAAGGCCAAACUGGCCGAGCAGGCUGAACGAUAUGAUGACAUGGCAGCCUGCAUGAAGUCUGUAACUGAGCAAGGAGCUGAAUUAUCCAAUGAGGAGAGGAAUCUUCUCUCAGUUGCUUAUAAGAAUGUUGUAGGAGCCCGUAGGUCAUCUUGGAGGGUCGUCUCAAGUAUUGAGCAAAAGACGGAAGGUGCUGAGAAAAAACAGCAGAUGGCUCGAGAAUACAGAGAGAAAAUUGAGACCGAGCUAAGAGAUAUCUGCAAUGAUGUACUGUCUCUUUUGGAAAAGUUCUUGAUCCCCAAUGCUUCACAAGCAGAGAGCAAAGUCUUCUAUUUGAAAAUGAAAGGAGACUACUACCGUUACUUGGCUGAGGUUGCUGCUGGUGAUGACAAGAAAGGGAUUGUGGAUCAGUCACAACAAGCAUACCAAGAAGCUUUUGAAAUCAGCAAAAAGGAAAUGCAACCAACACAUCCUAUCAGAUUGGGUCUGGCCCUUAACUUCUCUGUGUUCUAUUAUGAGAUUCUGAACUCCCCAGAGAAAGCCUGCUCUCUUGCAAAAACAGCUUUUGAUGAAGCCAUUGCUGAACUUGAUACAUUAAGUGAAGAGUCAUACAAAGACAGCACGCUAAUAAUGCAAUUGCUGAGAGACAACUUGACAUUGUGGACAUCGGAUACCCAAGGAGAUGAAGCUGAAGCAGGAGAAGGAGGGGAAAAUUAACCGGCCUUCCAACUUUUGUCUGCCUCAUUCUAAAAUUUACACAGUAGACCAUUUUGUCAUCCAUGCUGUCCCACAAAUAGUUUUUGUUUACGAUUUAUGACAGGUUUAUGUUACUUCUAUUUGAAUUUCUAUAUUUCCCAUGUGGUUUUUAUGUUUAAUAUUAGGGGAGUAGAGCCAGUUAACAUUUAGGGAGUUAUCUGUUUUCAUCUUGAGGUGGCCAAUAUGGGGGAUGUGGAAUUUUUAUACAAGUUAUAAAUGUUUUGGCAUAGUACUUUUGGUACAUUGUGGCUUCACAGGGGCCAGUGUUAAAACUGCUUCCAUGUCUAAGCAAAGAAAACUGCCUACAUAUUGGUUUGUCCUGGUGGGGGAUAAAAGGGAUAAUUGGUUCCAGUCACAGGUGUAGUUAUUGUGGGUACUUUUAAGGUUUGGAGCACUUGUAAGGCUGUGGUAGAAACAGAUAUCUCAUGGAUACUACAUGUUAAACCAUGUGUAUCUGUGGAAUACUCAAUGUGCACACCUUUGACUGCAGCUGCAGAAGUGUUCCUUUAGACAAAAUUGUGACCCAAUUUACUCUGGAUAAGGGCAGAAACGGUUCACAUUCCAUUUUUUGUAAAGUUACCUGCUGUUUGCUUUCAUUAUUUUGCUACACUCAUUUUAUUUGUAUUUAAAUGUUUUAGGCAACCUAAGAACAAAUGUAAAAGUAAAGAUGCAGUAAAAUGAAUUGCUUGGUAUCCAUUACUUCGUGUAUAUCAAGCACAGCAGUAAAACAAAAAAAACCCAUGUAUUUAACUUUUUUUAGGUUUUUUGCUUUUGUGAUUUUUUUUUUUUUGAUACUUGCCUAACAUGCAUGUGCUGUAAAAAAUAGUUAACAGGGAAAUAAUUUGAGAUGAUGGCUAGCUUUGUUUAAAUGUCUUAUGAGAUUUUCAUGAACAAUCCAAGCAUAAUUGUUAAGAACACGUGUAUUAAGUUCAUGUAAGUGGAAUAAAAGUUUUAUGAAUGGACUUUUCAACUACUUUCUCUACAGCUUUUCAUGUAAAUUAGUCUUUUGGUUCUGAAACUUCUCUAAAGGAAAUUGUACAUUUUUGGAAAUUUAUUCCUUAUUCCCUCUUGGCAGCUAAUGGGCUUUUACCAAGUUUAAACACAAAGUUUAUCAUAACAAAAAUACUACUAAUAUAACUACUGUUUCCAACCAUGUCCCAUGUUCCCCUCUCCUCCUCCCAACCCCCCCAAAAUGAGUUCUUAUUUUUUCUGGGGGAGGGGGAGAUUGAUUGGAAAAAAGUAAUCUGUUCCAUUUAAAAUUUUGGUAUAUGGCAUUUUCUAACUUAGGAAGCCACAAUGUUCUUGGCCCAUCAUGACAUUGGGUAGCAUUAACUGUAAGUUUUGUGCUUCCACAUCACUUUUGGUUUUUAAGAAUUUCUUGAUACUCUUAUAGCCUGCCUUCAAUUUUGACCCUUUAUUCUUUCUAUUUGUCAGGUGCACAAGAUUACCUUCCUUUUUUUAGCCCUCUGUCUUGUCACCAACCAUUCCUACUUGGUGGCCAUGUACUUGGGAAAAGGCCGCAUGAUCUUUCUGGCUCCACUCAAAGUCUAAGAUACCCUGCUUCCUUUGCUUGCAUCCCACAAACUAUUUCCCUCAUCCUCUUUACUACAGCAAAUCUCCUUAGUUGAUGAGAUUGUGUUUAUCUCCCUUUAAGCCCUACCUAUCCUGAAUGGUCUGUCAUUGUCUGCUUUAAAAUCCUUCCUCUUUCUCUUCCUCUAUUCUCUAAAUAAUGAUGGGGCUAAGUUAUACCCAAAGCUCACUCUACAGACUAUUUCCUCAGUACUUUGCAGAAAACACCAAACAAAAAUGCCAUUUGAAAAAAGGUGUAUUUUUUUCUUUUAGAAUGUAAGCUCCUCAAGAGCAGGGACAAUGUUUUCUGUAUGUUCUAUUGUGCCUAGUACACUGUAAAUGCUCAAUAAAUAUUGAUGAUGGGAGGCAGUGAGUCUUGAUGAUAAGGGUGAGAAACUGAGAUCCCAAACACUGUUUUGUUGCUUGUUUUAUUAUGACCUCAGAUUAAACUGGGAAUUAUCGGCCCUUUUGGAUAACUGUCCCAAAUAUUACAUUCAAAUAAAAGUGCAAUGGAG